Molecule: messenger RNA, 1760 nt
Organism: Suillus discolor
Lineage: Eukaryota; Fungi; Basidiomycota; Agaricomycetes; Boletales; Suillaceae
Exons: 2
Coding region: 58-1359 (433 amino acids)
Source: RefSeq, a predicted model, not a curated record
CGUAAUUACAACCUCACGGUCACUGAGGCCAGGCGCCCUUUGUUACUACUGUCUGCGAUGAGCAACAAAGAUUUCUUCACCAGCGUACCGUUCUCUGGUCAACAGGGAAGAGGACAUUCAACAGAUCAAGAGAAUGUCGCUUCAUUUGCUCAUGCUAUCGCAGCACGCUUCGGAUCCGCUGAUCUUCUCACCGCACGUAUUCUCCCCGACGAACAACAAUCACUUCCACAAAAUUUCAUUUUACCACCUAAACCAAUUCUUCCACCCCCCUCGAAACCUGUAUCGUUGUCGUCGUCAUCAUCCACCUUCAUACCAACCCCUCCACUUCUCAUCCUCGAUAUCCGCCCACAUGCCGCUCAUACCGCCGCCCGUAUUCACCGAGCCCUCUCCCUUAGCAUACCAAGUACUCUCAUCAAGCGCCCUCUCUUUGGUCUCUCCAAACUGAUUCAAAUGCUCCCUUCCUCAUCUGCGCGCGCAAGAUUCGCAGCAUGGCCAACCGCAAAACAUAUAUUGGUAUAUGACGCUGAUUCUGUCCUCGUUCCCGACACCAGUAAUAUUGCUGGUCUGUUCAGAAAAUUUCGCGCAGAGGGUUUCACAGGCGAACUUGCCUGGGUGAAAGGCGGUUUUCAGGCUGUGUGGCGAGAUGCACGUCACUGCGCCACAACCGAUCACCCUAGUCCAGACGAGGACGAUCCAGAAGGCACUCCCUCCUCUGGAGCAUUGCGCACAAAACAUCUUCCAAAGGCCGCCUUUUCGCUUUCAACGACAACAGCUGCAAACGCAGCUUCGGGUACACCGGCAAUCGCAAAUGCUGCUAACCCUUUCUUCGAUACCAUCCGCCAGAACUUGGAACUCAGUCAGGGAAUAACGGAACGUAUCCCCCUCCGUCUUCCCAGGCGUGUACGAAGACGCACCAAAGACCUCCCAUUUCGUUGGCUUCAAGAUAUCGCUGGUCGUUCUGCCAUUCGUCCCUCUCGCUCUUCUCCAUUUCCAGGGGAAACCAGUGUAGAGAGCGGCAGCGAGAGUUCUGAUGAUCCACAUGAAUCUGAGCCAGACUCGAAUGACCCUGACGUUGAGGAAGGCGCUGAAACUCUUGCCAUGCAGUUUUACCGCAUAGAAUUGGCAGAGCAAAGGCGUCUGAGAAGCGUCAUGGAGCACCAUGCACGGGAAAGCGAGGUCAGCGCGUAUGCUGCUGCUGGUCAAGCCUAUACAGUGGGUGAGGCCGGGCAGGGUAUCAUCGGUGUCGGUGCACGUUCUGCUACUGCAGCAGGCGCAAAGACCCUUCCUUCCACCCCCGUUCAAGGUGCAUUUCCAUUUAGUAUUACGGCAGGCGUCGAGAAAGGAGCCAAGAAUAGGUGAGCCUUUUUAUUCUUAUUGUCGUGUUUGUUUCGAUGUCGUUUGGCUUCUUCAUGGUUGUAUACCCCACGAUGUUUUGACCCCUCAUUGCGUCACUGGUGUGACAUGGCACACCUGACCAAUGUGGGGCUCCACACGUCGUCAUCUGAUGUCUUAAACGUUUCGUUUAACUCUUUCGUGUGCCAAAGCCGCUCUGCCAAGCUCCUGCUAAUUUAUGAUCCGACGAUCUUGGAUGGGUUUUCUUGAUGGUAUUAGUGAUUUUGCGCCUGUCAUCGUAGUCAUCGUGCAUUUUUUUGUAUUUAAAAAUUUACUUACAUUAACACGACGUCUUUCCUCCGCACGUCCUAUCAAAACCCCAACCCAAACUCAUUCCGUUUCUUCAGGUACAACCAUAUAUGGCCCUU